AUGAAACAUAAUGGAUUACCUGGGCAGCUUAAAAUGGACCUCUACAGACGAUUGAAGGUCUUCCCGGUCGUCGCCUUAACAUGGGUAUGCUUAGCUGCAAUAUGCUGUGUUAAACUGACGGAGGCGAGAAUUGGAUAUUUCUGGCACAUAACGGAUUUACAUUUCGAACCGUAUUACACUACCAAGGGAGAUAUUUUUCGAAGCUGCUGGUACAACGAGCACCGUGCCGACACGAACAACGUCAAACGCCCGGGAACCUACGGCGACUACAUGUGCGACAGUCCAUGGAGCCUGCUGGAAUCGGCCACACAAGCGAUGAAAUCCAAGCAGGGCGAUAACGUCGAAUUUGUCCUGUGGACCGGGGAUGGCCUAUCUCACUCGGCCAAACGGUUGCACGAAACGAGCCGGCUCGAGCUGCUGAGAAACAUCACCGAGCUGAUGAGUCGCACCUUUCCGUCGCAGUUCGUCUUUCCGGUGCUUGGCCACGAGGACGGAAGCCCGAAUUUUGUGCAGCUGGGCGAACUGUGGCGCCACUGGUUACCGUCCGAGGCGCUGCAAACGUUUGAGAAAGGCGGCUACUAUACAAUCGAGCAGACCAAGAGCCGUCUGCGGAUAAUAGCUUUAAACACAAACUACAUGCGCCACGACGCUAAAUUUUCGCAGUCGCACUCCUCGGCAGUGAAGCAGCGACCGGACGGAUCGAUUCACUAUACCGGCGGUAUCGAUCACCGGUACGACCGGGACCACCAUAUUGGCCUCGGCAAGCACUACCACCGGGGGGACUACAGUGCGCCCGGUGGCGGUGGCGGCGGCGGACCGGUGGGGAGCGGCGGCUAUCCCAUGUACAGCAGUGAUAGGAGAAAUAGCUAUAGCAGCAGUAGUAUUGUAGAUGGCAGCAGCAGCAGCAGCAGCGGCGGCAGCAGUAGUAGUAGCGGCGGUAGCAACGGUGGCCACGUCAGUGCAUUAUCGGGAUCGGGCAGCCACGAGUCGGAGAAGCAGUGGGAAUGGCUCGAGGAUGUGCUAGCGAAAUCCAGUAGGAAUAAAGAAACUGUGUAUAUAGUAGGACACAUACCACCAGGCUCGGACGAGCGCCAUAUUGGGCACCCGAUGCCGUACGGACACACGAGCUUCACCGAGAAGAACAACCUUCGUUACCUGCGGCUGGUGAAAAAGUACUCGUCGAUUAUUCAGGGCCAGUUUUUCGGCCACCUGCACUCGGACUCGUUCCGUGUCGUCUACAAUGACAAUGGUAAACCGGUCUCGUGGAUUAUGAUCGCUCCGUCGAUAAGCCCGCGAAGGAUGGGCGAGUCGAACAAUCCCGCGAUGAGGUUGUACAAAUUCGACACCGACACCGGACAGGUUCUCGACUAUACGCAGUACUAUUUGGACCUGGCGCAGGCCAACCUGCAGGAGGAAGCGGUGUGGAUACCGGAAUACAACUUGACCACCUACUACUACGGCCUAGGGGAGGUUUCAUCGGUGGCGCUGCACAAUCUGGCCGACCGGUUUACCACCACAGACGAUACGCAGUUUUUGAAAUACUACCGCGCCAACUCGGUCCGCCACUCGACGCAACCCUGCGAGGGUGUCUGCCAGCUCAAUCACUACUGUGCCAUAACGCGGCUGGACUACCGCGACUUCCGCAACUGUCUGGAGUCGGAAGCGAAAGCGAUGGCCUCCAAGAAUGGUGGUGGUCGCACCAUUGCCGGCGGUCUGGCCGGCAUCAUCACUCUGGCGGUCCUAAUUUCGACGCUCAUCGGUGGUGGAUGUGCUGCUAGCACCAUCAGUAUCAGUUGGUGUCCGCUAGUGUUGAUCGGUGCGACCGCAACCACUACUUUGCUGACGAUGGUGGCAGCCGCCGCCGGCGGCGGCCAUGGCACUAACCAGUGCGAACGCUUCCAGGAGUUUCGCGGUUAA
Messenger RNA from Sabethes cyaneus, 1917 nucleotides. RefSeq names its product acid sphingomyelinase-like phosphodiesterase 3a. The transcript is spliced from 9 exons. Lineage: Eukaryota; Metazoa; Arthropoda; Insecta; Diptera; Culicidae. Bases 1 to 1917 code for a protein of 638 amino acids. The record is from RefSeq and is a predicted model, not a curated record.